CUGGACUGGAAUCCCAAAGCCUCGGGACCACAGUUUUGCCACUCAACCCUGCGACUAGGAAGAAGAAAUAACUGGCUGAGGACCAACAGACAUAUGGUUAUUCUCAUAGAAAGAGGGCUGGCACCCUGAAUCUUUGAUCAUCUCUUGACCAAUUGCUGGAGGAGACUGUCCACCUGCUCUGCAAAUCACAUUGAGUUAUCCUGAUACCUUGCUGCUGGGAAGAUACCCAGAUGGAACCCCGUCAUUUCCAUCAUCUCCGGCCAGACUCCACGCUAAUGUAGCCUUGCUGCUCAGAGUCACAGGGGUUUUAUGCUCUUCUCUUCACGGAGUGGUCUUCACCUCGUGAAAUGGUGAUAUGACCCAGAUUGGAGCCCUGAAAUCACACGAAGCUGUGGGUGGAGAUUCAUUUGAUAGUCCUGGAAAACCCUCUCAGCACAAGGAACAUGAGUAACCAGACCCUGGUAACAGAGUUUGUCCUGCAGGGCUUUUCAGAGCACCCAGAAUACCAGGUGCUCUUAUUCAUCUGUUUCCUCUCCCUUUACUCUGUGGCCCUCACAGGUAAUGUCCUCAUCAUUUUGGCCAUCACCUUUAACCCUGGGCUCCACACUCCCAUGUACAUUUUCCUGUUCAACUUGGCUACUAUGGACAUCAUCUGCACCUCUUCCAUCAUGCCCAAGGCCCUGGCGGGUCUGGUGUCAGAGGGGCGCUCCAUCUCCUAUGGAGGCUGCAUGGCCCAGCUCUAUUUUCUCACGUGGGCUGCAUCUUCUGAGCUGCUCCUCCUCACGGUCAUGGCCUAUGACCGGUAUGCAGCCAUCUGCCACCCCCUGCACUAUAGCACCAUGAUGAGCAGGGUGUUCUGCAGCAUGCUAGCCACAGGUGUGUGGGUGCUCUGCGCCUUCAACACAGCCAUCCACACAGGGCUGAUGCUGCGCUUGAAUUUCUGUGGGCCUAAUGUUGUUACCCACUUCUUCUGUGAGAUCCCUCCUCUGCUACUUCUCUCCUGUAGCUCCACCUAUGUGAACAGUGUCAUGAUUGUCCUGGCUGACACCUUUUAUGGCAUAGUGAACUUCCUCAUGACCAUCGUGUCCUAUGGCUUCAUCAUCUCCAGCAUCCUGAAGAUGCGGACUGCAGAGGGGAAGCAGAGAGCCUUCUCCACCUGCUCGUCCCACCUAAUUGUGGUGUGCAUGUAUUACACUUCUGUCUUCUAUGCCUACAUAAGCCCCAUCUCCAGCUACAGUGCAGAGAAGAGCAAGUUGGCUGGCGUGCUGUACACCAUGUUGAGCCCUACUCUCAACCCCCUUAUCUAUACUUUGAGAAACAAGGAGGUCAAAGCAGCCCUCAGGAAGCUUUUCCCUUUCUUCAGAAAUUAAUUUGUGGGAAUUAACCUUUCUGUGAGGAGUCUGAUUAGCAAGUUUUGGUCU
Microcebus murinus (gray mouse lemur) is the source of this 1421-nucleotide messenger RNA. Its product is annotated as olfactory receptor 13A1. Gene Ontology annotation, biological process: G protein-coupled receptor signaling pathway. Gene Ontology annotation, cellular component: membrane. The record is from RefSeq and is a predicted model, not a curated record. Lineage: Eukaryota; Metazoa; Chordata; Mammalia; Primates; Cheirogaleidae. Gene Ontology annotation, molecular function: olfactory receptor activity; G protein-coupled receptor activity.